Messenger RNA from Cuscuta campestris, 1446 nucleotides. NCBI's taxonomy places the organism in Eukaryota, Viridiplantae, Streptophyta, Magnoliopsida, Solanales, Convolvulaceae. The record is from the annotation of a GenBank genome assembly.
GAGAGAGAGAGAUCAGGAAGAUAGAAGAAAGGAAAGGAAAAAUUUGGGUUUCUGAAGAGCAACUGAAAAUCCCGAGAAAACAGGAAGGAGGAGGAGGGAGAAUGGGCGCGACCGUCAAAGCUUCUCCGGCGAACUUUGCGGCGGAUAACGGCGAAAAUGGCGCCGGAAAAGUUUCUGUUCUCAACCUUGCCCAGGGAGAUCCAACAAUGUUUGGGGCAUAUUGGGAAAAAAUGAGUGAAAAGGGCACCAUAACAUUUACAGGGGCACAGUCAAUGAGCUACUAUUCAAAUACAAAGAGCAUUUGUUGGUUCUUGGAGCCGGAGCUAGAAAGAGAGAUCCGGCGGCUCCACGGCGUCGUCGGCAACGCGGUGGAGGAGGAGCAUUACGUGGUGGUGGGGACGGGGUCGAGCCAGCUUAUUCAGGCUGCUCUCUACGCCCUGUCCCCGCCCGACGCCGACCUGCCCGUCAACAUUGUUUGUGCUGCCCCGUACUAUUCGUCAUAUCCGGAGGUGGCGGACAUAGUGAGAUCAAGGAGCUACAAAUGGGGAGGAGAUGCAAGGAGUUAUGAUAGGGAUGAACCAUACAUAGAGCUGGUAACCACACCAAACAACCCAGAUGGGGCUAUCAGAGAACCUGUGGUUAACAAGCCUCAAGGAACUGUCAUACAUGACUUGGCCUAUUACUGGCCAAACUACACUGCCAUUUCCUCUGCAGCUAACCAUGAUCUCAUGCUCUUCACCUUCUCCAAGUGCACUGGCCAUGCCGGUUCAAGAAUCGGAUGGGCAUUGGUGAGGGAUAAAGAAGUUGCGAAGAAGAUGAUAAAGUAUAUGGAGGUGAGCACCAUUGGAGUGUCGAAAGAUUCGCAGCUGAGAGCAGCUAAGAUUCUUGGGGUGGUUUCUGAUAGCUGCUGCAGCCAUGGUGCUGAGGAGGGCUUUGAAGAUGAAGAUGAAGAUGAAGAAGAAGAUUUCUUUUCUUUUAGUAGGAAUAUCUUGAAGGAAAGAUGGCAAAGAUUAUCCCAGCUUGUCAAGGCUAGCAAUCUCUUCACUCUCCAGAAAUACCCCACCCAGUACUGCUGUUUCGCCAAAGACAUGACAGACACUCUCCCAGCUUUUGCGUGGAUUCGGAUGACGAGCAACGAGGGUGGAAUGGACUGCGCGGAGCUUCUGAAGGAACAGAGGAUUCUUGCUAGGAGUGGGACAAGAUUUGGAGUUGACAAUAAGUUUGCAAGGGUAAGUAUGGUGUCAACAGAUCAGGAGUUCAACACAUUUUUACAAAGGCUAGCAAUCAUCCAAGGAACAAAUCCUAUUUAUAUUUGAUCAUUUUUUAUUAGUAAUAUUUUCGAGUUUUGUGGGAAAUGUUAACUUAAAAAGAUUUAGCCUUUGAUUAGAGUAUGGGAUUAUUAAUGUGUGUAUUAUGGAGUACUAUUAUUAAAGUGUGAUGGCAGUU